AUGGUCGAAAUAAACAAAAGUUUAAAGGAGGUUCAGAAUGAUAUAACCAAACCAUUUUAUGAUGAUAACAAAUAUAGAGCAUUGGUCUUGACAAACAAUUUGAGAGUAUUAUUGGUUCAGGAUGAGAAUACAGAUAUUUCAGGUGCUAGUUUAUCAGUGUUUGUUGGUUGUCAACAAGACCCUGAGGAUUUAAAUGGCCUUGCUCACUUUUUGGAACAUAUGUUAUUUUUAGGUUCAGCCAGACAUCCAAACCCUGGUGAUUUUGAUGAUUUUAUGAAAUUAAAUGGAGGGAGUUCAAAUGCAUUUACAGAUCAUUUAUCAACAUCUUACUAUUUUGAAAUAAAAAAUGAGUCAUUUGAGCAUGCAUUAGACUUGUUUUCUGCUUUUUUUACAUGCCCAUUAUUUGAUACAAAGUAUGUUGAUAGAGAAGUUAAUGCAGUAAAUAGUGAACAUAACAAAAAUUUGUUAUCAGAUUUAUGGAUAAGAUACCAUGUGAUUUCUUCAAUAGCUAGGAAUGGACAUCCUUUGAAAAAAUUUGGGACUGGAAGCAUUGAAACUUUAAAAUUUGAGCCAGAAAAAAAGGGAAUUGAUGUUAUUGCAGAGCUAAAAAAUUUUCACAGUAGAUAUUACAGUUCAAAUAAUAUGUUUCUUACUUUGGUUUCAAAUUGCAAUCUUGAUGAACUUGAAAACUAUGCAAUAAAAUAUUUUUCAGAAAUAAUUGAUAAAAAUGUCGCUCGUAUUGAUUAUUUUAAUGAGUUCCAAAAAGAAAGACCAUAUAUAAGUAUUAUGGAAUCUCCAGAAGAUGGUGCUCUUGAAUCAAUGGUAUAUCUUGUACCUAAUAAGGAUGAAAGGAAGAUAUCUUUUAAUUUUCAGAUUCCAGAUUUACGUAAAUUUAGAAAAGGACUUCCUGAAAUGUAUUUUUCAAAUAUAUUGGGGCAUGAAGGACCUGGAAGCUUGACUUCAGCAUUAAGAAAAAAUGGUUGGUGCCUUGCUCUAAGCAGUGGUCUAAAUGAAAUGUACUCUGCUAAUUUGUUUGAAAUCACAAUAAACUUAACAGAAAAAGGUGCUAGAGAAGUUUCAAGUGUCAUAGAAUACACAUUAAACUUUGUGAAUUUGGUUGUCAAGAAUGAAAUAGAUAUGGAAGUAGUUUCUGAUCUUGAAAAGCUUUCCCAACUUGUUUUUGACUAUAGAAACAGGCCAAGCCUCGAUGAAACUAUUAAUAACAACGUAUAUGCUCUUGCUAAUUUACCCCCUUUAAAAGAAAUUCUUACUUUUGGAAAUAGAAUUGAAAAAAUGGAUGUAGAGGCAGCAAAGUAUCUCAAACAAUAUUUUGAUCCCAAAAAUAUGUUCAUUUUACUCUCAAUUCCAGAAAAUAAAGCUCUCAUUGAAGAUGAGAGACUUAAAGAUAAAUUAAUUUAUGACAGACACUAUAACAUGAACUAUCUCAAAUUAGAAUUUGGGCCAGAAAUUAAAGAAAUCAUAUCUAAUAUUAGCCUUUCUAAUGCUAGCAAAUUUGGACUUAAAAUGCCAACAAAAAAUAAUUAUAUUCCAGAAAAUUUUGACCUAAUGAACACGUAUGGCGGCAACAUGCAGUUAUUACCUACAAUUUUGGAAACCCCUGGAAACCCAUUUACUGACAGAAUCGUUGCAUAUUAUAAACCAGAUACAAAUUUUCGAACUCCGCACGGAUUUUCUCAAUUCUUUUUCUUCUCAUCAAGUAAGGUUUCAUGUGAAUUACUUGUUCUUGAUACUUUGACAUCUUUAACAUUGAGUAAAAUUGUAACGGAGGAGGCUUAUAAUGCAACUAUUGCAAAUUUAGACUAUAAAAUUUCAGGUGGCUAUACUCUACAAAAUUCAAUGAAUUGUUUAUCUAUCACAAUUUCUGGGUUUAAUGAUAAAAUGCACACUUUAUUAAAGUUUUUAAUCAAAUCUCUAGUGAAUCUUAAGAAUGAUGCUAAGAAACAACAGUACAAGUCAUUCUUUGAAGAUGCUUUAGAGGAAAGUAGGCUAUCAGUUAGAAAUUCACUUUUCAAUCCAGACAUACUUGCCCAUUUAACUUCAUAUUAUUUCAGAGAGUUUUAUUCUGCUUAUACUCCUUCAAAAGAAGAGAUUUUAUCUGUUUUAAAUACAGCUACAUACGAGAAAUUGUGUGAUCAUAUAUCCAGCUUUUUUUCUAAUUGUUUAAUAAGAUCAAUCACUGUUGGCAAUUUUAAUAAAGAUCAAGCUCGUGAACUUGUUGAAACUGUGACUGUUGAAGAGUUAUUGUCAUCCUGCUAUUCUGAUGUUACAAAAACAGAAAAGGCAAUCAUUAGAAGCUGUAUAGAUUUGAAAAAGGCAAUCGAGUUAGAUCCUGAAAUAGAAUCCAACAAAAUAAUUCUGUCCAAAUCUGUAUUAAAUCCUAUGGAUAAGAAUGGUUCAGUAAUUUAUUCAAUUGAUAUGGGUGAGUAUAAUUUGAAGAACUACGUUCUAUUGGAACUUUUAUCAAAAUAUUUGGAUUCAAAUUCCUAUUUAGAACUUCGCACAAAUCAACAAUUGGGAUAUAUUGUACAUGCAUGUAGCUAUAAUUUGAAGCCAGCCAUUGGUAUUUAUGUUUGUGUUCAGUCAUCAGAUUUCAGUAAUCCUCAUGUUAUUAAUCGUAUUCAUACUUUGAUUGAUGAACUUUUGACGGUCAAAUUAUCAGAAAAGCUUGAUGAAGAUCAGUAUAAGAUUCUAGUAGAUUCUGAAAUUAAAAUUUACUCAAAUAAACCUAAAAAUAUUAAGGAAGAGGUUGUUCAGUAUUUGGCAACAAUUACUAAUGGUGAAAUUGAUUUUGACUGGAAAAACAAGGCCAUACAAAUUCUUGAAAAUCUAACUUAUCAAGAAUUUUUCUCUUUUACUAAAAAUCUAAUUAGUAGGCCUAGAAUAAUAAUACAAUCUGUAUCGGCUUUAGAUAACAAGAAAAAUUGUGAAGAUAUAACCAAUGAUUUUGUUCCAAGUGGAUUUACAGUUAUCAAAGAUUUCAAACAUUUUAGUGAUACUAAAGCAUUAUUUAACAUUACUGCAUAA
Cryptosporidium ubiquitum is the source of this 3045-nucleotide messenger RNA. Its product is annotated as insulinase-like peptidase. Bases 1 to 3045 code for a protein of 1014 amino acids. The transcript has a single exon. Gene Ontology annotation, cellular component: mitochondrion; cytosol. NCBI's taxonomy places the organism in Eukaryota, Apicomplexa, Conoidasida, Eucoccidiorida, Cryptosporidiidae. Gene Ontology annotation, biological process: peptide catabolic process. Gene Ontology annotation, molecular function: metal ion binding; metalloendopeptidase activity. The record is from RefSeq and is a predicted model, not a curated record.